Messenger RNA from Rotaria sp. Silwood1, 477 nucleotides. NCBI's taxonomy places the organism in Eukaryota, Metazoa, Rotifera, Eurotatoria, Philodinida, Philodinidae. The record is from the annotation of a GenBank genome assembly.
AUGGGCUUUAGAAAUUAUAUUCGAAGAUCAACAUUGAAAUUUGAAUUUAUGCUUGCUGUAGGAACAACUCUUCAUUGUUUUCCAUCAUUCUAUCGAAGUGGUUUUACAUAUUUUCAAGUUCUACGUGUCGCUCGUCUACUUAAAUCAAUUCCUUUACUUGAAGGUUUUCUUCAUAAAAUUUUUGGUCCGGGUAGAAAACUUAGUAGUUUAAUUUUAUUUACAAUGUGUUUAUUAUUGAUAACAUCAUCGAUUAGUAUGCAAUUAUUUUGUUUUAUUAAAGGUCUUGAACAAUUUGAAACAUUUCCUCGUGCAUUUAUGUCUAUGUUUCGUAUUGCUAUGAAUGAUGGUUGGACAGAAGUGAUGUAUUCAGCAAUGGACGAAGUUUAUGAAUUUGGAGUAUUCUUUUUAUGUCUCACAGCACUUUUCUUUAUUUUUUUUCAUUUAUUAACUAAUUCGGCAUUUAUACGUUCAAUAUGA